Phalaenopsis equestris is the source of this 1109-nucleotide messenger RNA. Its product is annotated as probable CCR4-associated factor 1 homolog 7. The record is from RefSeq and is a predicted model, not a curated record. The transcript has a single exon. Lineage: Eukaryota; Viridiplantae; Streptophyta; Magnoliopsida; Asparagales; Orchidaceae. Gene Ontology annotation, molecular function: nucleic acid binding; poly(A)-specific ribonuclease activity. Gene Ontology annotation, cellular component: P-body; CCR4-NOT core complex; CCR4-NOT complex. Bases 242 to 1072 code for a protein of 276 amino acids.
AAAUCUCCCGGAAACCCUAGAAAUAUCUCUCCAUCGCAAGAAACCCUUUCGAUCUGUUGUCUCAAUCGCUAGAUCUCAUCCUGCGACUUCAGAUCCCUUCCGUUUUUUCUUCUUUUCUUUGUUUUCUAUUGUUAUUCGUCCCCUUCCAGGGGAGAAUCGUUCCAUAACUACAGUUUCGUGCUGGUGAUUUGAGGGAUUUCUUGGAUCCGUUGUUGGAGUCCGCAAUCCGCAUGUCUGAGAGAUGUCUGUGGUGCCGAAGAACGAAAACAUUCUGAUCCGGGAAGUUUGGGAAGAAAACCUGGAGCAGGAGUUCGCGCUUAUCAGGGAGAUCGUUGACGACUUUCCUUAUAUCGCCAUGGACACGGAGUUUCCCGGGAUCGUGUGCCGGAAGGUGGGGAACUUCAAGUCGCCUUCUGAUUUCAACUACGCGACGCUGAAGGCUAACGUUGAUAUACUGAACGUGAUCCAGCUUGGCCUCACCUUCUCCGACGAGAAAGGCAACCUGCCGACCUGCAAUACUGAUAUUGGCUGCGUUUGGCAGUUCAAUUUUCGCGAGUUUGACAUCCAGAACGAUGUAUACGCUGCCGACUCUAUUGAGUUACUUUGCCAGAGCGGGAUCGAUUUCAAGAAGAAUAGAGAGAGCGGCGUUGACGCCCUUCACUUUGCUGAGCUAAUUAUGUCUUCUGGUAUCGUUCUUAACGCGGACAUCCAGUGGAUUACGUUCCAUAGUGGUUAUGACUUCGGCUAUCUUCUUAAGCUUAUCACAUGUAAAAGCCUACCUGAGACGCAGUCUGGGUUUUUUACCCUCAUCAGGACCUACUUCCCAACAGUGUACGACAUUAAGCACCUCAUGAAGUUCUGCAACAAUCUUCAUGGUGGGCUCAAUAAACUUGCAGAGCUGAUCAAUGUGCAGAGGUUUGGGGUUAGCCACCAGGCUGGAUCUGACAGUCUCCUCACCUCCUGCGCCUUCAGGAAGCUUAGAGAAUCUUAUUUCAAUGGCUCAUUGGAGAGAUAUGCCGGUGUGUUGUAUGGCCUUGGUGUUGAGAGUGGACAGAAUACUGGUACUCAUUGAGAAUAAAAAAAUUAGCAACAAAACUUAAUAAAAAAAA